Hydra vulgaris (swiftwater hydra) is the source of this 2227-nucleotide messenger RNA. Its product is annotated as forkhead box protein N2. The record is from RefSeq and is a predicted model, not a curated record. Gene Ontology annotation, biological process: regulation of DNA-templated transcription. Gene Ontology annotation, molecular function: DNA-binding transcription factor activity; cis-regulatory region sequence-specific DNA binding. Lineage: Eukaryota; Metazoa; Cnidaria; Hydrozoa; Anthoathecata; Hydridae. Gene Ontology annotation, cellular component: nucleus.
UAGUCUUUACUUUAAGUGUUAAUAUUAUGAUAUACCUGGCUUGAAAAUAUGAAAUAUAAUAAUGGAGAAAACAUUUUUACAAUUAAUAAUGAAAACAUAUCGCCUGGUUUUGAUGAAGUCAUGGUUGCGAUGAAACCUUCUAUAAAUACAACUACACUGACAGCUGCCAGAACAAAUAUACCUUCUUCAAUUCAUACUAAAAUAAAAGACUCUAAUCUUAAAAUUGGAUUGUCUCUGAAUAAAACUUUUAGUUUUGAAAAUGAACUUGUUGUUGGACCAGAAAGCCCAGUUUCAUUAAGCAGUAUGUAUUCAUCUCCUUCUAUUAGUCCUAUUAGGUCUUUGAGUCAGUCAGCAGGGUGUAAUAAGCUUCAUUCAGCAAUAAAAAAAGCGCAAAUAAAUCUUAGCCAAAGUUGUUUUGCAGAUUUAGGUGGUAAUAAAGCAGGAGAUAUUGACAGCGAACUUACAUGUUUAAAUUGGCUUCAAAAUGGUAAUUUAAUAAAUGGAUUUACACCUGGUAUGGCUAAAAAAGAGAGUCUACCAGAGGAGGAGGAUAACUCCCAAGAGUUAAGAACUACAUCUGAUGCUACUGAGACUAUUAAUGAUGUUGACCAAUCAUUAAGAAAACCUGCUUAUUCAUUUUCAACCCUUAUUUUUAUGGCUAUUGAAAAUGCAAAAGACAAGCGUUUACCAGUUAAAGAUAUAUAUAGAUGGAUACAAGAAACUUUUCCUUAUUUUCAAAAAGCUCCAGUGGGUUGGAAAAAUUCAGUGCGCCAUAAUCUCUCAUUAAAUAAAUCUUUUAAAAAAGUUGACAAGGAGAAAUGCAUUGGUAAAGGUUCUCUUUGGACCAUUGAUCAUGAAGCUAGAGCAGGACUUGUUCAGCAGUUACGAAAAACAACAUAUCAUUCUUAUCCCUAUGCCCGCCCGUAUCCACAAAAUUAUACAAAGUAUUUUUCAAAAGAUAGGGCAAUGUGCAAAAGAGAUUCUGCUGGAAGAUUUGUGGCCAAUAGAGAUGAUGCUGAGUUUGAUGCAGCUGCUAUUAUGUGUUCACUUAGUGCACCAUCUCUUUUUCGUUACAUGGAGCAGCGUUCAAAGUUAAGCUUAGAUAAACAAUCAAGUGCAGAACUAUUACAAAAAUGGAGAACAUUUAUUGAGCCAGGUGAUUGGCAAGAUGAUGCAGCUUGGGAAAACAACAAAAGUUAUUCAGUAGAUAACUUUCUUGACGAAGUUCAUAAAAAGUUGUAUGGAAAGCGCAAAACCAAAAUCAAUGAAAGAGAUAAUGAUGAUGGCAUAGACUCUAGUCUUGAUGAAGAAUACGAAUUUUGCAAUUCAGAUGACGAUUUAUCAGAAGACGAUGAGAUGACAAAGAACAUGAAAAGACUUGUCGAUAAAGAGAUUGACUACGAUCUUGGAGAUUCUGGUUAUUCUGAAAAUUUAUUUACGCUAGAUCACUCAUACUCAAAACCAAUAAACAGUCUUAUUCUACCAUGUUUUAAGCGUGAAUCUACCGGAGUUGCUGCAUUAUUACACUUAGCAAACGCUGCAGCAAUGCAGCUCAAACAUCAAAGUUGCGGUCCUAAAAUCACUAAGGAACAAGCUACGCUAACAGAAUUUAACGAUAACAAUCAAAUGAUAGAUGCCGAUUUGGACUUUACAAUAGAAUCAAAAUUUAGUGGUUUAGUUGAACUUGUUAAUUAACUACUAGCUGUCUUUGUGUUUUCUUUCUAGUUUUGACGAUGAUGCUGCUAUUUUUGUAUAAUAAAUUAAUAUUUUUUGCUGACGUAGUUUUGAAUUGACAUAUUUUAUAAAAUUUAUUAUAUAACGAAUUCGUACACCUAACACAUUAUAUAUUCAUUUAAUAAAAGAUUUGUCAUACGUGUUAUGUAUUUAUUCUUGUAUUUUAAAUAAGCUUGGAGAAUAGCUUUUAGUAUAAAAAUUACUUUUACUGGUAUUUAAAAAAAACCUUAUGUUCGCAUUCGAUUUUUCAGAGUUGCGUUUCAUAAUUUGUUUUAUCACUCCAGGUUUAGAAAAAGAAAUGAUAUUGAUAUACGUUUUCCGUGUUUUCAAUGUUAUUUGCUUUUUUUUUUUAAUACUUAUAUUUUAAGAAUUUUAUUUGGAUUUUGCUUGGUUUAAAGACAUAAUAUUUUUUCUGUAUAUUUAUUUUCAUAAUAUUAUCGAUAUUAUCGAAAAAAACAAGUUUUUUAUUUUUAUUUAUAAUAGCAUGUAUUAC